AGACGCUCCACCGGCGUCCGCGACAAUAGGCGCCGCGGCAGCUGCGCUCCACCGGCCCGCGGACCGCCGGUAUUUUUACGCACUCCACUCCGCGCUCUGCCAGCUGGCGGGACCCCUCGCAUAUUCGCCGGCAUUAAUCUCCGCGGAGAAAGAAAUAUUCUAGUUCGCGGCGACCUCUUUACUAUUUCUGCGCCGCCGCUCGGGUUCCGCGUUAUUACAGUAGAAUAUAUUCGGGCAGCUGGCGCGCAGUUGCGGGGACGCGAACGGCGGAGGAGGCGACGGGCGCGCGGCAGCUGUCAGGCCGGCGAUGGACGCGUGCUGAGCCGCGACGCGAAGCGGGAUGCCCGGCCUGCCGCCGCCGCUGCCGCUGCUGCUGCUGCUGGCCGCGGACGCCGCGCUCGGCUCGCCAGCAGGAGCGCCGCAGGUGUACGUGACGCCGGCGGAGGUGACGGCGUCGCUGCCGCGGGCCCUGGCGCCGCCUGCGCUGCCCCUGGCGCUGCUGCAGGUGCGAGCGCUUCCCGCAGGCACGGCCGUGCGCUUCCGCGCCGCCUCCCCACUGCCGCCCUGGAUGCGUCUGGACGCGCUCACCGGCCACAUCUCGCUCGUCGGAGCGCCCGAUUUCUCAUCCACAGGUGAGCCUGGCGUGGAGGUGGUGGUGCAGGCCGUGCAGGAGGGAGCCCGCGGCUCUGUGCGGGACGCGGCCACGCUGCGGCUGCGGCUGCUACCCCAGGAGGACGGCGGCGGCGCCUGCGACCGCCCGCCACAGGAGCGGUGCCUGUGGCGCAGGGCGGUGCUGCGGGUGCGAGAGAACGCGCCGGCCGGCACGCCGCUGGGCGCGCUGGGGCCGCCGCCGUGCCCCGCCAGCGGGCUGCCCGCCCACCACUGCGACGCCGUCGCCGCCCACCUCACCGAGUCGUCCGAGGCGGUGCGGGUGGAGUUUUCUGGCGGCGCGCUGCAGGCGUGGUCCAGCAGGCCGCUGGACCGCGAGAGGCAGCCUUGGCUGCCGCUGGGCGACGCGCGCCACCGCCUCCACGUGGAGGUGCUGGACGCGGACGACAGCCCUCCCGUCAUCAUCAGCGAGGGACACCUCAGCAGGCACGAGCCAACCGGGCUCCUGCGCAAGGGCGAGCCGCUGGGCACGGUGGUGCUGCAGGACGCCGACUCUCCGGCGGCCAACCGCUACCGCUGGCGCUUCCUCAACGACUCGCGCCGCCUGCUGGCCGCCAACUGCUCCGCCGAGGCGGUCGGCGCAGACGGCGACGGCGCCGCGGGCCGCGCCUCGCUCAAGCCCGACGCCGUCAUGACGGUCAUCAGAUGCGGAGUGUUUGCAGCGCGGGAUGCAGAGCUGCCCAGGGACGGCUACGGCGCGCUGCUGCGCCUCAGUGACAUUGGCCUGCAGGGCGGCGGCGGCAGCAACAGCGACAGCGACAGCGCGCACGCGGACGCCGAGGUGCGGCUGAACGUGGCGGGCCCACAGCCGGCGGCGCAGCGCGGUGCGCCUCCCGCCGUCUCCUACCCAGGCGAGGCGACGCUGCUGAGCGGCGCCAUGCCGUACAGCCGCGUGGCGCAGCCGGACCGUAUGGCGGAACUCGACAGAGCCAGCGGACUCGUCUUCCAGCUGGCCGAAGUGUCGCCGCCCGUCCACCCCUUCGCCGUCACUCCAGUCGGCGGGAUCCUCUACCUCAAGGGCCACAAGCAGCUGGAUCCUAAUGUCACUCUCUACAAUGUGACGGUGACGUGGGGGUCCAGGGGCCGCGCCGGCAUCAGGGUGCGCGUGCUGGACGGCGCCUCCGAAGCCUGCCAGGCGGGCAGCAGGAAGCGCCGGCCGUGCGCCAACAUGGAGUCCCUGGCCGACUGCAACGCCUUCUGCGGACUCGGCACGGGCGCGCGAAACGUCACCGUCAACCACGUGCACGAGGGCAGGAACUCUACGGGGCGUCCCGAGGUGGCGCCGCUUGGCGGUUGCGCGUGGCGGGGCGCAAAGGCCAACUUCUCGACGGAGCUGAUCCCCCACUACGCCACCUGCACACCUGAUGUCCACCACUGUCCGGACGGCUUCUGCGACCCGCUGGAGAACAUCUCUGCCCUCUGUCCUCAGGACUGCGUCCGGCGGUCGUUCGCCAGCGGCAUCGGCGGCCAGGGCCGUGGGCUCUACAGCUGCGCCGGCGUGGGCGUGUGCUGGGGCGCGCGCCCCGAGUCCUGCAAGUGCAAGACGGACGCCGGCAGGCCGCAGCAGGCCGGCACCGCGGGGGCGGCCGCCGGCGCCCGCCCCACCGCCGCCCCCACCGACUCCCCCACCACCGCCGCGCCGUCCUCAGAGUCCCCGGUGGCGCUGGUGUCUGCGACCGGCAGCCGCGCCAGCUGCGGCGCCGUCUGCGUGAUGGCCGUCGUGGCGGGCAGCGCCCUGCUGCUGUCCGCCGCCGUCGCCACCCUCUACUGGAGGUACAGGAGGUGCGGCCGGCUGCAGCGUGAGCGCAAACUGGCGGCGGCUGGCGGGACCACGGCCUCCGACUACGUGCAGAGCGCUGCGCAGCACGACGCACGCCUCUUGGCGCACGAGGCGCGCCCGCCGGUGGACCCGCAGUGGGAGUUUCCGCGCUCUCGCCUUCUGCUGGAGAAGACGCUGGGGGAGGGAGAGUUCGGCCGCGUGCUGCGCGCCAGAGCCAUCGACAUCGCUGGCGUCACGGGUGCGACAACAGUGGCAGUGAAAACGCUGAAGGAGGGUGCUGGCUCGAGUGAGCAGCAGGACCUGCUAUCUGAAUACGAACUGCUCAAGACUGUGUCACACCCUCAUGUGGUGCGCCUGCUGGGUGCCUGCACUUCGCCUGGUGGCCCACUCUACCUAAUCAUAGAGUUUGCUGAGCACGGCUCCCUCAGAAAUUAUUUGCGCAGAAGUCGACAUAUUGAGCCAAGUGCAUUACCUGUCACACCAACAACUCCUCAUAAAAUUCUCAGUUUUGCAUGGCAGAUCUGUAAGGGGAUGGCUUAUCUCAGUGAUAUGAAGCUGGUUCACAGAGAUCUUGCAGCAAGAAACAUCCUUGUAGCUGCUGGUGGAAUCUGUAAAGUAUCGGAUUUUGGGCUUACUAGAGAUGUCUAUGAAGACGAUACUUAUUUAAAGAAGAGCAAAGGCAGAGUGCCUGUAAAGUGGAUGGCCUUAGAAUCACUCAUGGAUCAUGUGUACACCAGCAAAUCUGAUGUAUGGAGUUUUGGUGUUGUGCUUUGGGAGCUGGUCACUCUUGGUGCCUCACCUUACCCUGGUGUAGCUGUUCACAAUCUGUUCCACCUUCUGCAAGCUGGCUACCGUAUGGAGUGUCCUGAAAAUUGUUCAACAGCACUGUAUAAAGUGAUGAGACAAUGCUGGCAGGAGGAACCUUCUGAAAGACCAAGUUUCAAGCAACUAACAGCCAUAUUUGAGAGCAUGCUAAAAGACAGUGCUGAGUAUUUGGAUUUAAAUCCCAGUAUUGUACAAAAUCCUGGCUACUUUGGUUCAAGAUCAAACUCUCAAGAGAAAUUAAAUUAUGGUGAUGGUAGUGAUGAUGGUGAUAAUGACAUUGGAUAUGGAAACCUAAACAUUCUACCAACAGACUCUAUAAAUUACCUAAUGUCCACAGCACAAUCAGGCCUGUCUCGAAGACAACAAUUAUGGCACAUAACGGGAGACAAUCAGAAAAUACUGACAAACAAUUCAAGCAAAGAAGAAUGUUUAUCUUUAGUUCCUACAGAACAAAACAGUUACUUGAGUCCAAUACAAGUGCACAGCAGCAAGGGACAAAUGCUAGCAUAUGUCAACAUGACUGACAGUGUAUAUCCGGAACAGCUACAGUCUGGAACAACAAAUAACAUUAUGUUUUGUAGUUCUUCCAGCAGUUGCUCUGCUUCCUGUUCCUCAAAAGUGACACCAUUAUGAGUAUGAAUACAGGAAACAUAAGUUAUUUGACUUUUCAGGGGGUUUUCUCUUGAGGAUCAUGAGAAGCCCUGUGAAACUUUGAACUUAGACUGUGCAAGGCACAGCAUUUAUAUUUAAUAUCUUGAUUUCAAGCACUGAAUUAUAAAUGUUAAACUUAUUUCCUGUUUAGGAAGUUGAGGUAAUUUAAAUUAAAUAAUAAUGUAGCAUACCUUCUUCCUAUGGAAAAAUUUUUUACUGCCUACUUUACAUAUAUGUAGCAUAGACAAAUUUUUAAUAUUCAAGUUUUUAUUUACCUCUUUUUUUUAAAGUCUGAAGUAAUAUUGUUUCAUUUAUUUUUUAUCAUUAGUUAUCUGUGAAAAUUCAAAUAAUGACCAACAACAAGUUAACAGAACCAUAUCUUUGUUACACUAUUAAUUAUAUGUGUUACCACACUUCUUGCAUCAAAAAUUGAAGACCAAAAUCAUUGUUUUGGCAUGAGAAUAUGAACUGAAGUUUAAGCAAAUAACACAUUCAACCUAAGAGAGCUGUAGCAGAAAAUAGUCCACACCAGUAUAUGAGGCUGAACUCAUUCACAGAUAUAAAUUUUAAAUGCACGUGAGGCACUUAAUACACCAUGGAAAAUACCUGACAGAUGGUUAUAUGGAGGCAAAUGCAUCACAGUAAUCAAAUACAGCUUCAUAGUUAUAAUUAUGAAUUAUAUAAACCUUUGUUGCAACAAGAUACCUUGCUGAAUUAUAAAACAGUAAACUGUUUAUUCAAAAAUUUCUAAAUUUCAAUUCUACUCAUUAGUAAAAUAAGCACCAAAUUGAAAACAUAGAUAAAUAUUUCUCUUUCCUAUUAAGCAGCAGCACAGAUAGAUAUCAAUGUACAGUUGCAAAGCUUAGAGUUUUCUAAACAGUUUUUUUCACCCAGAAAAAGAGGGAAAAGCUUGAAGGAAACAACACAGAUAUGGAAUAAAAUAGGGAAUCCACUCAUGAAGUAAAAUUUAAGGAGGAACAUUAGGGCAGAACAAAAGUGAAAUCAGCUAUGAAAUGUAAGAUGCCAGCAGUCUGCCAUUGUUGAUUUUCCCAAAACACACCUUUCACAGGUAAAUACAGUAACAAAAAUUAACAAAUAAGUUCUAAUAUAUAUUAAUGUAAUCUUAUAAACCAAAGCUGUUGGUAAGUUCACACAAAAGAGGUUCCCACAGUCUUGUAUGGGAGUUGUGCUUACAAUAGUGUUGCUGUGCCCCAUCACCUGAAAUCCUGACUCAACAAAAACAUGACUGCUUGUGACAGCUUCUGUCAUACAAAAAUUGUAUGCAUAGUUGCAGAUAACUGCCAUCACAAGAUGACUUUUCUGAUCAUUUUGUGAACUUGGUGGUUUUUGAGGCAAAUGCUACAUAUGUGUUUCUUCAACGUAGAAAUGUCUUACCACUUGUUACUUUUAUAAGGCAUUAUGAAGUAAACAGGAAGAAGAAAUAUCAGUUUACAUAUAUUCCAAUAUUUCAUGUGCAGUAACCAUAAAGACAGUGGUGAUAAAUGAUGUAUUCAACAAACUGCAACAAACAGUCAGCCCAUUGGCAAUAAGAGGGUCAAGAAUUAACAGAAGCCUUGUACUUGUCAUCACAUAAAGCUAGAGAAUAUUUGAUCAAGUAUGAAAGACACUGUCCAUAUCUUAAUAGGUACAUACCUAUUCAAAAUUAAAAUAUGGUCAUAAAUAAUGUUUGUCUACUGACUGCCUCUAACAGUUCAGUGGUUGAAGCAAGGUACUGUAUCAGAUUCCUGGC
This is a messenger RNA of Schistocerca gregaria, 5675 nucleotides long. RefSeq lists its product as uncharacterized. The record is from RefSeq and is a predicted model, not a curated record. The transcript is spliced from 20 exons. Gene Ontology annotation, biological process: positive regulation of kinase activity; cell surface receptor protein tyrosine kinase signaling pathway; protein phosphorylation. Bases 341 to 3907 code for a protein of 1188 amino acids. Gene Ontology annotation, molecular function: ATP binding; transmembrane receptor protein tyrosine kinase activity. Gene Ontology annotation, cellular component: signaling receptor complex; axon. NCBI's taxonomy places the organism in Eukaryota, Metazoa, Arthropoda, Insecta, Orthoptera, Acrididae.